Molecule: messenger RNA, 2623 nt
Organism: Owenia fusiformis
Lineage: Eukaryota; Metazoa; Annelida; Polychaeta; Sabellida; Oweniidae
Source: the annotation of a GenBank genome assembly
GUCGUAAAUUUCACACGUGAAAAAAGAAUGAUGGAUGAAACUGAAGACAUUUUCACAUCAGGGGGUUAUGAGAAUGACAGUGGAGAUGAGGAUGUUGGUGAUGACUUCACACAUAACAAACUCAUUGAUUCCAUCAUCAGCUUGGAUGGGAAGAGAAAGUCUAACAGGAAGGCGAGGUCUGAAACAACUAAGAAUAUUGGUGAAGCUAGUCUGUCUACAUCAUCAGAUGCUGAUAAGAUCCGUCUGCAUCAGUUGAUGGGUGCGCUACAGAACACCACAGGGCAUGGCAUGCUGAAGAAGCAGCUCAUGGAGCUCAAGAGACGAAACAAGACACUUGACACUCCUCUCUCAAAGCCAGAGCAGGGAAGGAUUGAACGCCGUGUUGUAUAUGAGAAAACCAGCAAAGACCUCACUCUGUGGGAUCCCAUAGUGAAGGAAAAUAGGAAUGCUCCACAACUGAGUUUUCCUUUAGAGAGACCUAACCUCAACCUCCAGACUACUGAUCAAGUUGUCAGGUCGUUUAAGCCUAGGACCCCAUUAGAAGUCGAAGUAGCGGCCAUGUUGAGAAACAAUCCACACAAAGUAGACAAGCGUACCCAGUUGACCAGAGCUGAGAUGGAAUCUAUGAAGGCCAUGAGUCUAGAGGAGGCUAGGGAGAGACGAGCUGAGCUGCAGAAAUACAGAGCAUUAUUGUCUUACCAGGAGUCUAAAGCAAAGAGACAGAAGAAAAUCAAGAGCAAGAAGUUUCAUAGAAUUCUACGCAAGGAGAAAGCAAAGCAGUUAAAGAAGGAAAUGACAGACUUGGAGAAGAAGGACCCUGAAGCUUAUGCUGAGGCUGUGAAACUGGCUGAAAAACGUCGUGUUGAGGAACGCAUGAGUCUGAAACACAGAGGCGGGAGCAAAUUCAUGAAGAACCAACUGAUACAUGCAAAAUAUGACAAAGAUGCCAGAAAUUCUGUUCAAGAGAUGUUACAACACAGUAGAGAACUCACCAAGAAGGACCAUGUUUCUGAGAGUGAAAGUGAGAAUGAGGCUGAGGGUCAAAAUGAGGCUGGGGUUACUAUGGCAACAGAUGAUACAGCUCCAUCUGGUGGUGGCAGCCACAACCCCUGGUUGGCUCAUAGUGCACCCUCUCAACAUAAACCCUAUGCUAAACUGGAGGAGAUCAGAAAUGAAGCAUCAAGUGAUGAUGACGAAGACAGUAGUGAUGAAAAUGAUGAGCAAAAUCAGGAAAAUAAUGGAACUGGUGAAGAUAACAUGAAUGAUCAGGCAAGUGAUAAUGAAGACGAAGAAACUGAUGAUGAAAUUGAAAAAGCAUUUGAUAUUUUAGAAAAUAAGAAAAAAAUAAGCAAACAAAAGACUAAUAAAAAGGGAAAAGAUGUAAAAAUUGAGAACAGUGAGGAGGAAAGUCCAGAGGAGUCUGAAGGUGAGGACGAAGAAAUGAUAACACAAACCAUGAAAAGAAAGAGAACUUUAGCAGAUUUUAAUGAAGACUCAAAUGAUGAAGAAGUUCCUGAGAAGGUUCUUAAAGUAAGAAGUCGUAAGAAGGCAAAGCCACGCCAUAAGAAAAAGAAAAAAGAGAAGCAGAAUCGAGAGAAUCAAAAUCAGGAAGCUGAGGUCAGAGUUGACCCAAAAAACAGCAUGACACUUGAAACCAAAAUCAACCAAUCUGCUAUUCCGAAAAUUCUCGAUGGAGAAGACCAGGACGAAGAUGAUCAGCGAAUGACAAUAUCCGAGGCUUUUGCAGAUGAUGAUGUCAUAGAUGAUUUUACUGCAGAGAAGCAGGAAGCUGAGGAGAGGGACAAGCCUAAAGAUAUCAACCUGACCCUACCAGGAUGGGGGGACUGGGGAGGAGCUGGUAUUCAGCCAUCUAAGAAGAAAACAAAAAGGUUUCUAAUCAAGGCACCACCACUGCCCCCAAGAAAGGACAAACACCUAGAGAAUGUCAUCAUCAGUGAAGCCAAGGACAACAGCAUAGCAAAGCACCAGGUAAGCAAGUUACCAUUCCCCUAUACCAAUGUCCUGCAGUUUGAGAGUGAUGUUAAGGCCCCAAUUGGAAAGCUGUGGAACCCAGAAGGCGCCUUUAAAGAAAUCACAAAACCCAAGAUCGUCACAAAAAUAGGAACAAUCAUUGAUCCCAUCGAUAAAGAAGUGACUUUCAAGAAAAAUAAGAUUAACUCAAAAACGGGUCCCAAACAAGAUAAUGAUACAAAGAGUAAGAAAGGACAUGGGAAAACAUUUGGUGGGGGUAAGGGGCAGAAAAGAGGGAAUCAAAAAAAUAAAAAGUGAAUAUUGAAUCAAUCGUGAAUAUAUUCAUUGUGUUAUAAAAUAUACUUUAUUUGAUUAAUGAUAAUGUAAACUACAUGUAUUGUAUUAGUAAACUUUAUUAGGUGAAAAUUAGGUCAACUUGUUCUAUUUUUCAUUUUGAAGAAUGUACCACUAUGUAUGGUAGUAAAAGCUACAAAUAAUAGAUGUCUCUAUCUAUUCAGUCAAAUAAUACUAACCUUCCAACUGAAUGUAAUAUGCCACACUAGGCUAUCAUGACCCAUCUGCCACUGUUUUAAAAGUGGAAGCAAAUAAAUAAAUAAAAUAAACAUGAAUUCAUCUAUCUGAAGCUUUUAUG